AUGGCCAAGGGUGGGAAACGCCCCAAGGGUAAAAAGAUCACCCUCAGCGUGGCCAAGAAUUGUAUCAAGAUCACAUUUGAUGGGAAGAAACGCCUUGACUUGAGCAAGAUGGGAAUUACCACCUUUCCCAAGUGUAUUCUGAGACUCAGUGAUGUAGAUGAGCUCAACCUUAGCCGGAAUAUGAUCAGGAAGAUUCCAGACUCAAUCUCCAAGUUCCAGAACCUGCGGUGGCUGGACUUGCAUAGCAACUACAUCGACAAGCUCCCUAAGUCCAUCGGCCAGAUGACCUCUCUGAUCUACCUCAAUGUCAGCAACAACAGGCUGACCACCGAUGGGCUGCCUGUGGAGCUCAAUCAGCUCAAGAAUAUCCGCUCUGUGAAUUUCGGUCUGAACCACCUGGACCGCGUGCCCACCACGCUAGGCGCUCUGAAGGAGCUCCAGGAGGUGGGGCUCCAUGACAACCUGCUGAGCACCAUCCCCAACAGCAUCUCCAAGCUCCCCAAGCUGAAAAAGCUCAACACAAAGCGAAACCCCUUUCCCAAAGCAGAGGAGUCAGAUACGUUCGUAGAUUCCAUCAAGAGGCCGGACAACCUACAUCUGGUGGAGGAGAAGGAUCUAUGUGGGCCUUGCCUGAGAAAAUGCCAACAGGCCCAGGACAAGCUGAACAAAAUCAAAAGCAUGGCCACGGUGGAACCGAGAAGGGCCAUCUUUUCCAGUUUGGUCUCACCCAACUCCACGGCCAAGGAAUCCCAGGAAGAGUGGAGGUGA
Messenger RNA from Globicephala melas (long-finned pilot whale), 768 nucleotides. It is a transcript of the gene LRRC18, whose product is annotated as leucine rich repeat containing 18. The record is from RefSeq and is a predicted model, not a curated record. NCBI's taxonomy places the organism in Eukaryota, Metazoa, Chordata, Mammalia, Artiodactyla, Delphinidae. Gene Ontology annotation, molecular function: protein binding.